UCUUCUGCCAGCAGAGAGCGUGUCAUGAUGUGAAAUAAAUGUUUGACCGGUUUGAACCCUCUUUCGUCUGUUCACCACAAGCUCACUUUCUUCAUUCGCAUGUUGUGGACAAGAGUUUCUCCAUUACUACAACACCAUUGACCGAGUCACACACGAAGAAGUCCAGUGUAGUUUUAUAAGUCCUGUGUAGUUUUAUAAGAACAGUGUGAUUUUAAUACUAUUCGCCUAUUACAGAGAGAUUAAGCCGACUAUUUAUAUGCAGAGACGUGAUUGUCACGUUUCUGACCGAUGAUCUAAUCUAAAAGUGAAAGUCUUUAACUGUGUAUUUAUAAUCUUGUGUAUCCCUUGGAGAGUCAUUCUGGAAUGAUCUCAGGACUGUAAAGACGCGCAGAUUGUGGAAUCAAGACCAUGAAUGCUGUAAAUGCAGUGCAACUCUUCCUACUGGUUUGGAGCUUUUCUACUGUGUGCCAUGGAGAUACCGAUGUCUCCAGUGUGAGCUGUGAUGAUGUGACUGGAACUGUGGGGAAUGAAGUGAUUUUCACAUGCAGAGUCUCUGAAAAGUGCACUGAAUACUGUGUUAAGCUGUAUAAGUUUCAGUAUCCUGAGAAAAAUAAUGACUCUGAAAUCUGUAGACAAGAGUUAUCUAAUGACAUCUGCGAAAAGAGGAACAUCUUCACAUGCAGAUACACUCCAGAUACCACAAUAAAGGGAACCUUCAGAUUCUUUUUGCAGUCAGCUUGUGGAAUAAAAACAUCCACAUUCACAGUGGAGAUAUCAGAGCGUAUGAAAUCAACAGCUGAUACUGGAGUUUCCUUCAAUGAAGAAGAGAACAAAUAUGCGGGCGCAUUAGAAACGCAAAGGGAAGAAAAACAAGAUCGUGGAUUUAAGCUCGCUGUAAUUCUCGCAGUGGUGAGCUGCUUCAUCAUCGUCAUCAUCAUGGUUGCUUUCAAAGUAAAAAGGGAAAGCACACAUUUAAGACUCAGACUUGAGGAGUCAACAGCAAGUUUAGACAAUGUAUAACAGCUCUGAGUUUUGUUUGACAUUUGACAUGUUUUACAGACUGUGACCUUUAACUGCUGAAUUAUAUAACCAUAGCUUCUCACUUUAUAUGGAUUUCUGUGAAAUGUGAAUGAUUGACCUGUUUGGUUAGUGUGUAUAUAUAAUUGUGUGUGGAUCAAUUUUCUUUUUAUUAAAGAGACCGUUUUGGUUAGACUCCAAAAUAAACAUAUUCACAAUUUAAUCCCACUCAAGUGGAUCCAAAGCUAACUUUCUUCUCUCUGUUAAACAUUUAAGUAAGAAUAAGAUAAGAAAAAAACAACAAAUACUGUGGAAGCCAAUAGCUAAAUGUUGCCAACAUCCUUCAGAAUAUCUUUCCUUCAUGUUCAAUUGGAGACUCAGAAGAGGUUUGAAUCCUCUUUUUGAAGGUCUGUAAAUUGUGACCGCUUCAUUAUUCUGACUUUUAGAUACAGUUGAAACCAGUUUACAUACGCUCUAAAAAAAAAAAAGGGAAGAUAACCAUUUAAAAAAAUAUCUGAUGUUAAAUCAUACUAAACGUUUACUAUUUUAGGUCUGUUAGGAUUACCUAAAUCAUUUACAUUUGCUAAAUUUGCUAAAUUUGACUUUGGUCGAAUGUUUUGGGUAUCCUUCCACAAGCUUCUCACAAUAGUUUGCAGGAAUUUUGACCCAUUCCUCCUGACAGAAUUGGUGUAACUGAGUCAGAUUUGUUUUUGUCUUACUCGUUCAAGCUUUUUCAUCUCUGCCCACAAAUGUUCUAUAGGAUUGAGGUCAGGGCUUUGUGAUGGCCACUCCAAAACAUUCACUCUGUUGUCCUUAAAGUACAUUUUAACUAAUUUGGCAGUAUGCUUAGGGUCACGGUCUGUUUGGAUGACCCAUUUGUGGCCAAGUUUUAAUUUCCUGGCUGAUAUAUUGAGAAGUUGCUUCAGUAUUUCUACAUAUUGUUCCUUCUUCAUGAUGCCAUCUAUGCUGUGAAGUCGACCAGUCCCUCCUGCAGCAAAACAGCCCCACAACAUGAUGCUGCCGCCCCCAUACUUCACAGUUGGGAUGGUGUUCCUAGACUUGUAAGCUUUCCUCUUUGUCCUCCAAAUGUAACACUGGUCAUUAUGGCCAAACAGUUCAAUCUUAGUUCCAUUAGACCACAGGACAUGUCUCCAAAAUGAGUCUUCUACCAGUGUAAUUUAGCUAAUUGUAAUCUGGCUUUAUUGUUGAUUCUGGCUUGUUGAUUUUCCCAUGUUAUCACACAAGGAAGCAGUGUGUUUGAGGUUUUCCUUAAAUACUAUUCUACAGUUGUGCCUCCAAUUAACUCAAAUGUUGUCAUUUAGCCAAUCAGAAACUUUCAAAACCUUGACACCGUCAUCUGAGCUUUUUCAGAGGCUUAAUAAUCUUAUUGUAUGUAAACUUGACUUUCAAGAAAAGUUAUAACAAUUUCUCAAAAAAUAUCUCUCAUUAUUCUGCUAUUAAACAGAACAGAAACAAGUGUGAUAAUCCUAACUUACCCACAAGAGAAAAAGUUUAGUCACAUUAACAUCUGACUCUUUUUUUAAAAUGGUUAUCUGCCUUUUGAUAAAGUGUAUGUAAACUUUUGCUUUCAGCUGUAUAUAUUUUAUGUAAAUCUUGUAUAUUUGGUACUGUAUGAAUAUUCUUAACAUGCUUUUUUUAAUACAGAGUAAAUAAAGAUUUGCAAUACUCUCAGGAUGAAUAUCUGAAAUCUACAUGUAUUAUUACACAGUACUGGAUUAGUUAUACCUGUAAAACCAGUAAUGCUGAUGAAAGGUAACCUAGAUUGCAAAGUAAUUUAUUUUAAUUGUGAGGAAUUAACUAUUUAAAGCAAGAGAAAACAUGUAAAGCUCUGCAGAUUAUAAAGCAGACAGAUUUGCAUUUGGCUAUUUUAGUCAUUUAGUGCUAUUCAUAGACACUGACCAGGUAAACUAAUGACCUUUUAUUGUGUUUUAUGCUGUUCUGAGGUGUCGUUUCUGAAACUUGGUGACAUUAAACAUCAAUACAAGUGAA
Danio aesculapii is the source of this 3027-nucleotide messenger RNA. RefSeq lists its product as uncharacterized. The record is from RefSeq and is a predicted model, not a curated record. The transcript has 5 exons. The coding region runs from base 409 to 1020 and encodes 203 amino acids. Lineage: Eukaryota; Metazoa; Chordata; Actinopteri; Cypriniformes; Danionidae.